CGCAAUUUCACCUCAAAAGAUAUUUUCUUUUCGAUAAAUAAUUUCAAUUUUUAAAACAACGAGGUCAAAAAUGUGUUAAAAAUAAUCAAAAAAAUAUUUUCACAAUAAGUUUAUCUGUAAGAAUCAAAUUCAGUGAUUGUGAUCACCUGUUAGUGAAUUUCGCCUUGGGUUAUUUUUUCAAGUCAGCAAAAAUGUCUAAUAUGAGGAGUAUGACGAAUGCAGCCCGUGUCCUGGCUAAAAGACCGUUCAGAGUAUCUAUAGAAGGCAAUAUAGGCUCGGGAAAGUCGACGUGCAUCAAGUUUUUCGACAAGUAUCCCAACGUUGAAAAACAUGCGGAACCUCUGAACGAGUGGCGCGACGUCAGCGGCCACAACUUACUGGGCCUCGUGUACAGCGAUCUGCAGAAGUGGACCUUCCCGUUCCAACACUAUGUCCAUCUCUCCAGGCUCAAGAUCCAGACCAGCCCCCCGGCCAGCCCUAAUAUUACCGUCAAGAUGUUCGAAAGAUCUGUUCAGAAUAGCAGGUUUUGUUUCGUCGAGAAUGCAAGAAGGCACGACGUUCUCCAUGAUGCGGAAUUCCAGGUUCUAAACGAGUGGUACACAUAUGUAGAGAAGAAUCUGGAUAUUAGCUUGGAUCUGAUAGUGUAUCUGAAGAGUUCACCACAAGUGGUCUGGGAGAGAAUGAUGAGACGAGGCAGAGCAGAGGAAUCGGAAGUACCCUUGGAUUACUUACAACAGGUCCAUGAUGCAUACGAAAGUUGGCUGAGUUCUCCAGACAUUGGCUGUGAAGUGCUGACCAUAGAUGCCGACCGAAGCAUAGACUGUGUGAUGGAAGACUUAGAGAGAUACAGCUACAAAAUACUCGGAGGAAACCAUACCAACUAAUGCAGCUCAAUUUUAAAUAAAUUAUUAGACUGUUUAUCUGAUCU
Molecule: messenger RNA, 928 nt
Organism: Ostrinia furnacalis (Asian corn borer)
Lineage: Eukaryota; Metazoa; Arthropoda; Insecta; Lepidoptera; Crambidae
Product: deoxynucleoside kinase
Exons: 5
Coding region: 192-884 (230 amino acids)
Biological process (GO): nucleobase-containing compound metabolic process
Cellular component (GO): cytoplasm; mitochondrion
Molecular function (GO): deoxynucleoside kinase activity; ATP binding
Source: RefSeq, a predicted model, not a curated record